AUGACCUCGAGGGGUCCCGGCCUGCCGGAAAGCCAAGACUCUCCUCGCCUCCAAGGGGUCUCCUCACAAGCCGGAGUCUCCCGCCCCGAGGGAAGGUGGGUCUCGGGGGGGGAGGGAGACCUCGAGGAGCGGCGCCGUUGACCCGGGAAGCCCCCCCCCCCCAGCUCCCCGCGCUCCCGGGCGACUCACGUGCUGCCGGCGGCGUUGGCGGCGACCGGGACGCAGCCUGAGGCCCCGCCCCCGCCGGAAGCCCCGCCCCUUCCUCCCGGAGCCCCGCCCCGGCUGAGGGGACGCGCCGGAAGCCCCGCCGGACAGGUAAGCGCGUGGCGGGCCUCCGCUCGGCCCCUGUCCCGGCAGCCCCCGCGCCGACGCGCUCCUUCCCACAGUGCCCCGCGGCGCCUGGGUCGCUCCCCUCCAUCUCCCCCCUCAGGAGCAGCCCAGCCCCUCCGCGGCUCUUUCCCAGCAUCCCCUGCGCCCGGGCUGCCUUCCCACAAUGCCCCGCGGCGCCUUGGCCUGGGUCGCUCCCCUCAGGAACAGCCCAGCCCAGCUCUUUCCCAGCAUCCCCUGCGCGCCUCUCAGCCCGGGCUGCCUUCCCACAAUGCCCCGCGGCACCUGGGUCGCUCCCCUCCAUCGCCCCCCCUCAGGAGCAGCCCAGCCCCUCCGCGGCUCUUUCCCAGCAUCCCCUGCGCCCGGGCUGCCUUCCCACAAUGCCCCGCGGCGCCUGGGUCGCUCCCCUCAGAAACAGCCCAGCCCAGCUCUUUCCCAGCAUCCCCUGCGCGCCUCUCAGCCCGGGCUGCCUUCCCACAAUGCCCCGCAGCGCCCUUGACCGAGGGAGCAGCUCCUCCUUCCCAGAGUCCUCUGGGCUCCCUUGGUCCAUCUCUGAGGGGCUGCGGGAAACAAGAGCUGCCCUUUCCCCCUUAUGGGGGGUCCAAGAGGCCCUAUAGAGCCCUUUGGAGGUUCUCCCAUCGGUCAGAGAAAAUAACAGAGGCCAAGCAGAGAAUAUUGCUAGGAAGCCUGAUUUUUAUUGAUCUGUUGCAACAGGGUCCUCACUCACCACACGCAGGAGGGAGGAGGACCCAGAACCAAGGCGUGCCCGCCCCUAAAUAGACAUUUUAAAUUCCUUGCCCUGGAGCUCAAGACCACCCUCCACAAACAUCAUACCUACGUCACAGAAAAGGUGGUCUACAGCAGAAAUUUGAAUGCCCUAUAGGCAUUUAUUAUUAUUAUUAUAUUUAUUUAUACCCCUCCCAUCUGGCUGGGUUUCCCCAGCCACUCCAUUGGCAUUCGGCAGGAAAGGGGGCUCUGGAAGGCGGCUUCAGCCCGCUUGUGCCAUGGCAGCAGGAAGCCUGUAUUUCUCGGUGGUUCAGGUGUGACCAUAAUAAAGAAGGGGGUGGCUUCUUGCUCUAGGCAAGGCCGGUCAGAGUCAGACCUUAGACUUCCUUGAAUGUGGAGAAGAUUCUAGUUGCAAAUAGGAGCUGUGAGGUGGAAGCCCCAGCUCAGCUGAGCCAUAAGCUCAUGAUGUGGCCUUAAGCAAGUGCCAUGGACACAUGUGUGUUUGUGCGCACACACACAGCGUGGGAAUAAUGAGACAGGCCUGCUUUAUGACUUACUGAAAUAGUACAUUUCAAGGACUUGGAUAACUUGGGGGAAAGAACUGUACAGUGGUACCUCUGGAUACGAACGGGAUCCGUUCCGGAGCCCUGUUCGCAUCCUGAAGUAAACAUAAGACGCAUCUGCACGGGUCGUGUUUCGCCGCUUGUGCGCAUGAGCGUGAUGUCAUUUUGAGCAUCUGCGCAUGCGUGAACGGCGAAAGCUGGAAGUAACACGCUCCGUUACUUCCAGGUCGCCGCGGAGCGCAACCCGAAAAUACUUAACUUGAAGUUACUUCAACUCGAGGUAUGACUGUAUAACCACCAGGGGUAUAUAAAUUCUGUUAUCCCUUCUUGCCACAAUGGUUGUUCUUUCACGUUUCCCCAGGAAGAAUUCACUGGACACCCCCUUAUGAUCAUAAAUGAGACGGCCAGCAUGGAUGAGAAGCCUGGAGGGAGUGAGCUGUCUCCAGGGAUGCCCCCCUCCUCUCUGCGACGGGUUCCCCGCAAGAGGGGGGCAGAAGUGAGUGGGAAGGCGGGGCUUGCCAGCCAGGUCCCAGCAAAGAAGAAGAAGAAGGCGGCUCGCAAAGCCCCUCGGAGAGUUGCGCCUCAUUACCUUGUGCACGAGACGGACAAUGACAUGCUGCUGAUAGUUUCCAACGUGGAGGAGGCACGGCAGCGGCCGCUCCGGAAAGUGCCCAAGAAGAAAGGGAAGCAGAAGCAGCAGAAGAAGAGAUUGAAGAAGCAGGCGCUUCCACACGGGAGGAAACGCGUAAAAGGAGAGACUUUGGCAAACCGGCAUGUGGCUGCUGAGGAUCUAGGGGGAGAAGAAAGCAAGGCACUCCCCCUCAGCACCCAGCCAGCAACUGGAAGUUCCUGGGGCGAGUGCCUCCCAGUGGAGAUCCUGGUCCAGAUAUUCCACCAUGUUGUGGCAUCGGAAGGCUCAGUGCCGUUCCUCUGUAGGUAAAUGGAGCGCUGGCGCCACAGCCAAGGGGCAGGAAAGCAUCUUGCCUGAGGAGAAGCAAGAGGUCCCACAGAGCAGCCUUUGUCAACCUGGUGCUGGCUUCGUGGUUUGGACUGUGCUGUGCGGGCUGGGACUGAUGGGAGUUGUUGUCCCAAACAUCUGGAGGGCACCAGCUUGGCAAAGGCAGCCAUAGAGCAUGCAUUAUUUUGCCAGAUUACUCACAGUGAGUACCUGUAAUGCCCAGUGGCCCUGUGAGACGUGACAGUCAUUACUGGUUUUAUCUCUAGGGUGGCUCGCGUGUGCCGUCUCUGGUAUGGAGCGGCUUCCAACCCUGUGCUUUGGCAGAAGGUGACUGUUGGCCACUGCUGGGUUGCCCCAGGCCAGAAACAUUCUGUUCUAGAGAAGAAAGUCCUAGACACAAUGGGGUGGCUGGUUGCCAACCGGUGAGUAUUUGCUUUUCUUUGUGGGGGAUACAGUCUUUGUAUGUGAGGAGCAUAAGUCACCUGCCAGAUUUCACCGCCUUUUCUUUGGCAGUGACUCUGUGGCUUCCCUAUCCAUCUCCCUGCUCCUCUGGAGCCUAUAUGCAACAGGUCUGGAACGCAGAAUCAUUUUAUGCUCUUGCUCCUUGCAGGUUUUCUCACCUCCGAGACUUUGCUCUUUGCCACUGGAAAAGCCAUGUGCCUUUUGUCCUGAAGGUGGGUGAGGCUACUGCAAUCUUAAGCCUUUUUAAAGGUAAAGGUAAAGGGACCCCUGACCAUUAGGUCCAGUCAUGGACGACUCUGGGGUUGCGGUGCUCAUCUUGCUUUACUGGCCGAGGGAGCCGGCGUACAGCUUCUGGGUCAUGUGGCCAGCAGGACUAAGCUGCUUCUGGCGAACCAGAGCAGCGCACGGAAACGCCGUUUACCUUCCCGCCAGAACUCUACCUAUUUAUCUACUUGCACUUUGACAUGCUUUUGAACUGCUAGGUUGACAGGAGCUGGCACCGAGCAACGGGAGCUCACCCCGUCGCGGGGAUUUGAACCGCCAACCUUCUGAUCGGCAAGUCCUAGGCUCUGUAGUUUAACCCACAGCACCACCCGCGUCCUUUUUACUGGCAUGCAAAAACCCGAAUUUUGGAAGCGGGCAAAAGAUGCAAAACAAGACGACUGCUACCGUUUUGUUUAAUUUUUGUGAUACAGUGCUGUGUUUUUCCUUAAUGUAUAGAGCACAUUGAUGCCGGAGGCAAGGUAUAUUCUGCCAGCUAAUCUCCCUUUCCUGUCCCGGACUAUUUAGGCAAUUGGCAAAUCCUGCCCACUCCUUGCAUCUCUCAAGCUGUCCCAUUGCCGUGGGGUGACCACGGAGUCUCUGUGCACACUGGCUGGAUGCUGCCUGCAACUGGAAAGCCUGAACUUGCAGAAUUCUCAGGUGAGUGAUGGCUGUGCUCAGCAACUGCAAGGUAGUGUCUCAAGGAGAGGGCAGAGUUCCUGGAUCCCACUGCCUUCUCUUGUAGAUGUUCAGCUGCAGAUUGGUUGCACUAUUGAGCUCCAUAACCGAUGUCUCUCUUCUGCGUUUCCAGGUUGACCCUUCGGCCGUGGUCAGCUUUCUGGAAGCUGCUGGCUCUCGGAUCCGCCAUUUAUGGUUAACGUACAGCAGCCGGCUGAAUGCCAUUUUUUCUGUGCUUUUGGUAAACAUAGCUGAAACCCCAUGGAGGGGUUGGCUUGUCACAGAAUAGCUAUUGUACACAAUCUUGAAUCUCUGGCUGGGGAGCAGUCCUCCCUGAGGGGGCAGCUCACAAAUGAUGGAGUUGGAGAGGGUGCAUAGUGCAUUUAGUUCAGCCCCCUGGGAUUCAGUGCAGGACAUGCAGAACUGAAACACCCCCAGCAGAUGCAAUCCUUAGGCUGUGCUUGAAAACCUUUCCAUUUUUUGGAAAGAAAGUGCUUUGCAGUCUCUCGUUCAGUUGGCCUCAUAGUAGCACUUUUGUUCCUAAGGUUAGGGUUGGAGAGAGAGUGUGGUCCAAGGGGUAGAGCCUUGGCUGUAGAUCUGGAAGAACCAAGGUAACAGAAUUGCUUAUCCAAUGGACUCUCAGGGUCCUGUUGCAUUUGUCAUGUACCUCUCUUCCUGGGUGGCCAACUCCAUAGAGUUGUAAAGACUGAUGAGGGGGUGCAAUGUGCACAAAAACUUUGCCCAUUAGGAGCAUUGUAUAAAAAUGUAAUGAGUUUAAUGAUGUGUAGUUGGAGUACUGCAGCUCACAUCCAAAAAGGAAGUCCCUUCUGGAGGUUUUGUGGUGCAUAUUUUUUCAGUUUGUUCAGCUUGAGGAUGUGAAAAAGAUCCUAGGAAAGUUUGAGGCAAACCACCCGAAUGCUUGACUCUUGUCCACCCUAGCAGCUUAAAGCAUUUAGUUUAUCCAAGCCCCCCUCCCAUGAACUUGUCAAUGGAAACACUGGGUGUAAAUGUAUUUAUUCUUAAACCGGGAAUUGGGGGGGGGGGCGCAGAGGCUGCAUCUCCCAUCAACCCUAACCAUUGGCCAUGUGGCUGAAGCCAAUGGGAGUUGGAUGUCCAACAUCUGGUGUGCCACGAGUUAAAUAAAAAGGUGCCAGAAUGGGAUUGACUAAAUGGGUUCACAAGGUAGGAAAUGUCUCUUUAUCAUAAGGGGAGAUACCGGAGAAGAAAGUUGUGAACCCUUAUUCUUUUUGAGCUGCAUUGGCUCACAGUCAGUUUCCGGCCCCAGUUCAAAAUGCUGUUUUUUACUUCUAAUCAUGUACAACCUCCAGAAUGAAUUAAGUUCGUAACUAGAGGUACCACUGUAUUAAGAACAGCUUUGGCUCAGGGUGUCUGAAGGAACACUUCCUGGCAUAUGGUAAUAAUAAUAAUAAUAAUAAUAAUAAUAAUAAUAAUAAUUUAUUAUUUAUACCCCGCCCAUCUUGCUGGGUUUCCCCAGCCACUCUGGGCGGCUUCCAACAGAACACUAAAAUACAAUAACCUAUUAAACAUUAAAAGCUUCCCUAAACAGGGCUGCCUUCAGAUGUUAUUUUUCUCUUUGACAUCUGGUGGGAGGGCAUUCCACACAGCAGGUGCCACUACCGAGAAGGCCCUCUGCCUGGUUCCCUGUAACUUGGCUUCUCUCAGGGAGGGAACCGCCAGAAGGCCCUCGGCGCUGGACCUCAGUGUCCAGGCAGAACGAUGGGGGUGGAGACGCUCCUUCAGGUCUACUGGGCCAAGGCUGUUUAGGGCUUUAAAGGUCAACACCAACACUUUGAAUUGUGCUCAGAAACAUUCUGGGAGCCAAUGUAGGUCUUUCAGGACUGGUGUUAUGUGGUCUUGGCGGCCGCUCCCAGUCACUAGUCUUGCUGCCGCAUUCUGGAUUAGUUGUAGUUUCCGGGUCACCUUCAAAGGUAGCCCCACAUAGAGCGCAUUGCAGUAGUCCAAGCGAGACUGAUCACCAGCUGAGAUCUUUAGAGAAAGCUUGACUUCAUACCCCACUGUUGUCUGAGGCUAGGCUGGUGGGCAUGCAGGAUCAGACCUUCUCAUGGAAUCUAGGUUUUAACUAGUCCUGCUGGACCCCAGGGCCAUUUUCGGUUGUCAUUGAUAUCUGACUUUGCUUUCCAGAAUGGCAGCUGCCCAGAACUGCAGCUUCUAGAGGUGAACACAGAGAUAGAGCAAAGUACACAGCACUUCCAGCUUCCGAUUGAACAGCUUCAAGUAGCUUGUCCACAGCUGCAGGUGUGUCUGGAUUAACUGGGGUUGCGGGGCUGCCUUCUCUUCUUCUGAGAUGUGUAACAGGGAGGCCUUGGAGCACCCCACAGUCGCCUAACCUUGACUCCCUUGGGUUCAGGUCGGGGGUCACAAGCAAGAGACUUCAGCCAGGCCAGGGAAAUACCGUAUUUUUGGCACCAUAGGGCGCACCUAGUUUUUAGAGGAGGAAAACACACAAAAAAAUAUUCUGAAUCAAAUGUUGCACUAAACUAUUUAAAGCAGCAAAGCGGGCGGCUCCUGUCCGCUUUGCUGCUUUAAGCUGAGCCUCAGAGGAGGGUAGGAAGGGGAACCAUGGCUUAUCUAAGUCCAGUUCAUAAUGCUGAGCCUGACUUAGGGCCAUCGAGAUUAGACUGGCCGAAAUCUGGGGAGGCUGAGGUGGACUUUCCAGUGGUCAAAGUGUGGUUGUGUCUUCCUGCCCGGCAUCUAUUUCCUGCCCUCUUUCCCCCCUGCACCCCUGCACCCUGCUUCAAGGGAAGGAAGCGGAGCCAUGGAUCCUCUGCUCGCAACUGCAGUGGAUUCCCUCCACUUUGAAGCAGGAAAGUGGGAGAGGAGCUGCUUACACGAGCGUAAGCUGCUCCCCUCCCACUUUGCUGCUUCAAAGGGAGCCCAGGAGGAGGGAAUCCGCUGCAGCCACGAGCAGCGGAGGAUCCAUGGUCCCCUUCUUUACCUCCUCUGUGGUUGCUUGAAGCAGGAAGGUGGGAGAGGAGCUGCUUACACGAGUGUAAGCUGCUCCCCUCCCACUUUGCUGCUUCAAAGGGAGCCGGGGAGGAGGGAACCCGCUGCAGCUUCCCCCACCUCCCGGAGAGCCCGCAGAAGCCGUGAGCUCUUUAAAGGGGCUGCGCGGCUUCUCCUGGCUUUUCUGGGAGGUGGGGGAAGCUGCAGCGGAUUCCCUCCUCACUUUUUCCCUCCUGGGGAAAAGCCCGCAAGAGCGCACGAAGCUUGUGUGCGGCUCUUGGGGGCUUUUCUCACCUGCCUCCCCCCUGCAUUCGCUCCAUAGGAUGCACACACAUUUUCCCUUGCUUUUUAGGAGGGAAAAAGUGCAUCCUAUGGUGCGAAAAAUACGGUAGCUCUGUAUCGUAUGCGAGUGAGUGAAUGGUUUGGUAAUGUGCAGCGGAGACUCUUUGUCUUUGCUUUGUGGUAUGGAGAGGCAAGCCUGGGGGGGUGGGGGAGGUCUCCCCCCUUCCAAUUAUCCGGUAACAGAUGGCGUGGCUUGGCUUUCUUGCUUGAGUCACCUGGAGUUUUUAACCGCUCCACAGAUGCACGGUGGGUGUGGCUUUAUUUGUUGGUAUGUCUGAGAGAGGAACUCAUGUGGGAAGAUUCUCCCUCGGGGCAGGGAUUUGGGUUUGGUGUCUCCUUGCCCUGUGGCUGAUGAGUAACUCAGAGCUCAGGGCUGCCCUCCUCACCCUCCUGUUCUGCUUGUUCCUUCCAGGUCUUGCGCUUGCUCAACCUCAUCUGCUACCCAAAGCCCAUUCCCCGCGCGGCUCCCACUUCCCCUGGCUUCCCACAGCUGCAGGAGCUGUGCCUGGCCACAACCUCUUUCUCCUUUGUCGACGACAGCAUGCUGAAACGGAUCCUGUGCACUUCGAGCCGACUCCGUGUGCUCGACCUGCGCGGCUGCUUCCGUGUCACCCCCAAGGGGUUGGAGCUGCUGCCCUGUCCAGGUGGGUGUGGAAGGAUCUGUCACCUCUGUGUUUUCUAGGCCACUUUCUGGGCAGCCUAGUCGUCAUCCCAUCACUCAUGCUCAUACUUACCUUUGUUGGCAAAUCUGCUUGUUUAAAGCAGGGCCUGGCUCAGUCAUUUGUAGCAUGUGGUUUGGGACUCCUCCUUUUAGGAGCUCCCUUAGGCUGAGUUGUAUCAUUACCUAAUACUGCUGGGCUGCUGCCUGGGGGAAUAAGGUCUCCUCUUCAAUAUGGGUGCCUUGUUUGUGGAGGAAGCUGAGCCUACCCCCUAUGCAUCCAUUAUCUCUGUGCAGCCAUCCUUUCAGGCAUUUAUUCCCCCCAAAGAUAAAAGAACUCAGCGAGGGGAAAGGGGAGUUUGUAUGCAAAACCACAGUGAAGUAAAUUGUGUGUGUGGAGCACACAGCUUUGCUGUUGUCGUGUGUCGUUUCAGAGUUCUUAGGCACAUGAAGUUGAGACUACACAGAUCUUGGGUGUAGGGAGGUCCUCUUGGCCACCUCGUAAGGGGCCCUUAGCAGAGUUGUCCGGCCUGCAGUUUAUGGCAAGAGGAUGGUACAUGGGAUUUUUAGAAGUUGUCUAAAACAGGACUGCCCCAGUCAAAAGCAGUGGCGGUAGCGAUGAUAUUUGUUUCAGUGAAACAUGGCUGUAUCACUGGAUAAUGAGUUUGGCCUUCCAACCCUGUUUGGUGUAAGAUACAUCCCCGUGGCGGUUGUAUCACGUGAUUUUAUUCUUUAAUCAUUGCACGUUUCCUUGUUGUCACUACGCUUAUCCCUCCUGACGCCAGAUGUCUUCCGCAGACCUAGAGCAACUCUACCUGGGCCUCUACUGCAGUGCCAGCCACCUGCACCUGCCCCUCCAAGGCAGCCCCCUCAUCACCUGGAAGUGGAACCAUAGCUUGAGAGAGCUGGAUCUGACCGGCCAGAGCUUCAGCGAAAGUGAUCUGGAGCAAGCAAUGGCCGCCUUCACUCAGGGAGACAGCGCCAGAGGGGAGCCAGUCCUGCGCUCCCUCAAUCUCACGGGAACCAAGGCUUCCCUCCAUACAGUCAGGUGAGCUGCGGGGGUUUCCCCUGAGAUCAUCUUUUCCCCUCCUCCAACCCAGCUCUCUUCAACUCUUGAGGAAAACAGUGUGGGGGCCACUUAUAUACUACUUGGGUGCUACCUUCCUUAGAGGAAAGGUGAGAAUCUUUGGACAGAACCACUUCUGGGCUGUGUCUUGCUACUGUUCAAUAUAUCUAUAUAAUCAUUUAAUAUCCAUAACCCUUCAAAGUAAAAACAAGCAAACAAUUUCACUAUGGCUUAAAACAUACAUCUUAAUAAUUUUUUUAAGAAAAUAAAACAGCAAUAGUCAAAAACAGUUUCAUCACUAUUUGGAUCUUUGGUGAAAUGAAAACACCCUCUGUCUGGUGCUGAAAGACAGCAGUGUAGAUGACUGCCAGCAGUACAAAAGCAGAGGCGGUGGAUUUGUGUAGGAUUAUGGUUAGACCAAAAAGUAGCAAGUGCCACUCACAACAUGACCUCUGCUGAAUGUUGCUCCCUGUGCUGGCUCCGGUUUGCCUGGCAGGCAAGUCUGCCCUGGGAAUGCCCAGACCCACCACAGUCCUUUGGCUUGAGCUCCAGGCCCGGCAGAAUUCACUUGUUGGCAGGCCUGGCCUGAAUAAUGGCUGCUUUUCAGGCCAGCUUUCCCACCCACAAGCCCCCUGUCCCCGAUGGGACGGAAGCCACAUUCCUGAGUAGUUGGGAGGAACUUUGCACUAUUUUCACAUUUAUGGAAUCUCUUGUUUUCAAUCCAUUUGGGACAUUUUGGUGUUUCCUCCUGUUACUGACCUUUAUAUUAUGAGUGGCCUUGUGAUAAUCUAAUGUUUUGCCCAUUCCCCACACCAGCAAGGUUGAGAGGGAGCAAGCAAGGUGCACUGCUUAACAUUGAUCUCCUUUCCUUCUCCCCAUAAGCACCCUGAUUGCCAGCUGCCCUGCUCUCAGCUACCUCAACCUGUCAUCCUGCCGCCAUUUGCCACGGGGCAUGAAGAAGGUGUACCGGGGUUACGCUGAAAUCCGGCAGUGUCUGCAGCAGCUCCUGACCAGCUCGGAAGAGCCAGCCACACCAGGAGAUGCCUCAUAG
Molecule: messenger RNA, 10077 nt
Organism: Podarcis lilfordi (Lilford's wall lizard)
Lineage: Eukaryota; Metazoa; Chordata; Lepidosauria; Squamata; Lacertidae
Source: the annotation of a GenBank genome assembly